AUGUAUUUGCAGAUUUGCCUGCCCGAAGAAGACACGCUUGUCCACCGAUACUUAUGGAGAGAUUUAGAUGAAAGUCGAGACCCAACAGUUUACGCACUCCAAAGAGUCACAUUCGGAGAUAAACCAUCGCCGGACAUGGCAAGUUACGUUAUGAUCAAGAUCGCGAAUGAAAAUGAGUCCCAAUGUCCACGAGCUGCCGUGAUUCUCAAACGUGAUCGCUACAUGGAUGAUCUUAUUCAUUCGACAAGCACGCAGGAAGAAGCAGAAUAGUCCAAAGGCGAAGUCGACGACGUGUUAGCUACGGGGAGUUUUAAGAUAAAGGAAUGGUUUGUUUCAUCGUCCGUUCAAGAAAUGCAAGCUGAGAACGUUUCUAGUCCGGAAGAAGAAAAUCAUGAUUUCAAAGAUAACGUGAUAGGUGUAAAUAGUGAAUGUACAACGACAAAGAAUGUCAACCUAGACGGCGAAGAAGGAAUCAAAACUUUAGGAGUCAAUUGGAAUCCACAGACUGACAAAUUCAGUUUCUCAGUAAAGGAAAUAAAGAUAGAAACGUUAACGAAGAGAACAGUUCUGUCGAGGAUUUCACGUUUGUUUGAUCCACUUGGAUUGGCUUCUGUAGUAACUAUCAAAGCAAGAGUUGCUCUCCAAGAAAUCUGGAAAGCAAAGAAGUAUGACUGGGACGACCCACUGCCUGAAGAAAUGCGCACUUUAUGGUACAAACUUUUCCGAGAAUUAGAGAGUUUAAACACGAUUACAAUUCCGCGUUGUUUACGUCCUGAUGAAAUUUGUGGUCCAUCCGAGCUGCAUGUAUUCGCUGAUGCCAUUGCCACAGCGUAUGGAGCGGUUGCAUAUCUUCUCUAGCCCACCACAGAAGGUCCUAAAGUUAAUCUCAUCGCCUCGAGAGUAAGAGUUGCUCCUUUACGUCAGGCAACCAUUCCACGGUUAGAGCUUAUGGCAGCACUGGUUGCUUCAAGAUUGGCAAGUACCAUUUACAACGAGUUUAAAACGAAGCCAGCUGUAGUUAAACUGUGGUCCGAUUCGAAGAUCGUUUUGCAUUGGUUACGAGCAGAUUCUGCAUUGUUGAAGGCAUUCGUUGGAGUUCGAGUAGCUGAAAUUCAGUCAACAUGGGAAUCAAGUCAUUGGCGUUAUGUUCCUUCUGCUCUGAAUCCUGCCGACGAUUUAAGUCGAGGAAUUGAUGUGAAAAAUAUGUAUGUUCGAUGGUUCCAAGGACCGGCGUUCCUGAAAUUGCCAAACAGCGAGUGGCCAAGCGAAAGUGUGGAGACCAUUCAGAAUGAUCCAGAAAGAAAGAAACCCAAGAUCCUGGGGAGUUUCAAUCCUGAUAUCCCGUGCAUAGAUCCAAAAAACUUUUCAAAUUGGCAACGAUUGGUCAGAAUUACAGCUUACUGCAAGCGUUUUGGUCAUAAUGCUCGACUAAGCGCACGAGACAAGUCGGAGUUAAAGUCGGGUCCUCUCCAACCUAGCGAAAUAAAUUAUGUCAAAGAAUUUUGGAUUCGUAAAGUACAGACCACGUUGAUUGAUUGGAAAGAUCGUUACAAGGAUCUUGCGCCCUUUGUCGAAAAUGAUAUCAUCCGAGUUGGUGGUAGACUAAAGAGAGCGUCCCUUCCCUACGAUCAAGCACAUCCCAUAUUGCUACUCGGAAACCACCACAUAUCGAAAUUGAUAAUGGAAGAAUUUCACGAGAAAGUGUGCCAUGCUGGCUGCGAAAGAACCCUCUCUGAGAGUCGACGUGAAUAUUGGAUCAUGAGUGGACGGCGUAUAGUUAAGAAGACAAUCAAGAAUUGCUUAGUGUGUCGUAAGUUUCGUCAACGACCUCACACCACUUUGAUGGCUGAUCUUCCGCAAGAGAGAGUGAAACCGUUUUCUCCACCAUUUACUGUAACUGGAGUGGACUUGUUCGGUCCGUUUAAUCUUAAAGUUUCACGAAAUAAGAGUGUCAAAGCCUGGGGUGCUAUAUUUACCUGUGCGACAGUUCGAGCCAUUCGCCUAGAAAUCGUAGAGAGUACGUCAGCUGAAGCCUUUCUUCAUGCACUGCGACGUUUUGCUUCACAUCAUGGCUGGCCAAGCACGAUAAUCUCCGAUAACGGGACGUCAUUUGUUGGUGCUGAGAGAUUGUUGAGAGAAUUG
Messenger RNA from Paramuricea clavata, 2142 nucleotides. The record is from the annotation of a GenBank genome assembly. Lineage: Eukaryota; Metazoa; Cnidaria; Anthozoa; Malacalcyonacea; Plexauridae.